Lecanosticta acicola is the source of this 504-nucleotide messenger RNA. The record is from the annotation of a GenBank genome assembly. Lineage: Eukaryota; Fungi; Ascomycota; Dothideomycetes; Mycosphaerellales; Mycosphaerellaceae.
AUGUCUCUCAAGGAAGGUAAGACCCGGGAAGACAUCGUUCCCGUGGCUUUGGGAGGGUGCUGAUGCAACGGUGGACAGAUGCAUGGCCAUCGUCGGCCGCCUUCGAUGACAUCGCCGCGGCCCUCAAGAGCGACGCCGACAAGAAGGAUGCCAUCAAGCAGGCUGGCGCCAUCUUCGCCUUCACCAUCAAGAACGCCGCGAACGAGGAGAAGUCGUGGUAUGCAGACCUGAAGGAGACGGGCACAGUCGGCAAGGGCACUGCGCCUGAGGGCAAGAAAGCCGAUGGUGGGUAACAUGGCCGAGCAUGGCAGAAGAGGAGACAAUGCUGACAAGGUGGCAGUCACCAUGAUUCUCAGCGACGACAACUUCGCCAAGCUCAUCACGCAAAAGGCCAACGCACAGAAGCUGUUCAUGAGCGGCAAGCUGAAGGUCAAGGGCAACGUCAUGAAGGCGACGAAGCUGGAGCCCAUCCUCAAGAAGGCCCAGCCCAAGGCCAAGCUCUAA